CCAAAUUAAAAAAAGUAAGGGAAACCCAUGUCUAAACGUAGGCGGGACGAGUGCUAUAAGUAUCGAGAGCGGGUAAUAUCUGAAUGCUUUCAGACAACCGUAAACAUGACUUUUCUUGUCUUUCUACUGGCUUGUGUGACGUCAGCUGUAAUAGGCCAACUUAAGGACAACGAGUGUCUUGCUCUCCCUUGUGCACCUCCGACCUGCGAUCCACAGAAAUGGGUCUUGAAUUACUAUUUUCACAAUGGUAGGAUGUGCCCAGGCUGUGAGAGUUGCAUCGCUGAGGACCAACUUGAAAAAAGACAGCUGGUGGAACAUAACAUUUGCCCCGUAGUGGACUGCUUCUUCCCACCACGGGACUGUCCUGUCGACCUUGUCAUGGGCACAAUCCAGAUUGGCAACCUCAAAUGUCCGGGGUGUCCGAUAUGCCCGAGCACAACCCUGGUGUGAGGCGCCAUCCAGUUAACCGAGUAACUCACUUGUAACAGGCGAAAAAUAAAAGCGUUGCUAAUGAUGUCGCGAGGUCAGAAUCCUC
Molecule: messenger RNA, 535 nt
Organism: Pomacea canaliculata
Lineage: Eukaryota; Metazoa; Mollusca; Gastropoda; Architaenioglossa; Ampullariidae
Exons: 3
Coding region: 28-450 (140 amino acids)
Source: RefSeq, a predicted model, not a curated record